Messenger RNA from Pseudogymnoascus verrucosus, 2284 nucleotides. RefSeq lists its product as uncharacterized. The record is from RefSeq and is a predicted model, not a curated record. The coding region runs from base 719 to 2284 and encodes 521 amino acids. Gene Ontology annotation, biological process: ubiquitin-dependent endocytosis. Gene Ontology annotation, cellular component: plasma membrane; cytosol; cytoplasm. The transcript is spliced from 4 exons. Gene Ontology annotation, molecular function: ubiquitin protein ligase binding; protein-macromolecule adaptor activity. NCBI's taxonomy places the organism in Eukaryota, Fungi, Ascomycota, Leotiomycetes, Thelebolales, Thelebolaceae.
CAUAAGCCAACCAAGCGCUCCCUUAAUCUCCCCCAUCACAAAAGCUUGUUGGGAGGCUCGAUUUGCAUGUUGAUACGUAUGUUACUCGUCUGGUCUUUCUGACCUUUCUGGCCUUUCUGGUCUUGUGUGCGGCGCUAUGCUGUCCCUACUCGUCAUCUGUGGCUGAGCAAAACGUUUCAAUGUCAGCGACGCGGCAUUAUGGCUGGCGGCGUUUAGUUAUGCCUCAAAAAGGGUCUAGUGUCUGCCAUUAGGUAUCCCGGGCUAACGUUAACGCUGAGCCGAGCCACUAGCUGUCGUAACUAUACGGUUGAAGCUUCCCUGUCGGUAUGACGACGGUCGCUCUCGGGGUUCGUAUACUGUUUUCGGACCCGGCGGCGGGGAGAAGUGCAUUGCAUCGAAUUAUUUUCAGCCCUUCACACAAACAGCAAUUGUUCCUUUUCGAGCGCUAUAUCCUCCUCAUACUCCUCCUGCGCAAAUAUUGAGUCUGUCUCAUUUGUAAAUAUUCGCAAUUGAUUCACUAUUCCGAGCCUCUUAUUCAGUACCUCGGUGAGGGCGCAUUCGUCGCCGCCAGUAACGUCGAAUCCCAACCCAACGAGGUUGACGCCAGAGUCUGGCUAUUCAGUAACUGGGGGAUUUUACACCGACAGCAGCUACUACGCUGUAAACCACCUACUUUACCUCACUGAGCGUCGGGUCCUUUCGCCACGGUGCCCCAACCAUGUCCGUCCGCGUUCACCUGGACAACCCGCACGCCUUCUACACAAACCUCGACUUCAUAAGCGGCAAAAUCGUGCUGAACCUCCUCACCGAUGAGACCAUAUCCGCCAUCGUGGUGAAGCUGGAGGGGGAGAGCAGGACGGUGCUGAUGAAGCCACCACCCAUGCCGCAUGAGCCAAGGCGGCGCGAUGAUAGGAGCAGGAUAGCCAUGGAGAACCACAAGAUCUUGUACAGACUGCAGACUGUCUUUCCGACUGUGAGCAGCACAACUCCGACUGCCAAGGCGUCGUUCACGCUUGGGGCGGGGCACCACGAGUAUCCGUUUAGGUUUAAGAUUCCGUUUAAUACCAUGUGCGGUGACCCGAAUAUGCAAGCCAUCGGCGUUGGGUUGGGUGGCCGCCUCGGACUCAUGGAGAUGCCGAUGCUCCAGCAACAUAUCAGAAAACCAUUACCCCCUUCCCUAGGCGGUUUCCCAGGUGAAGCAGAGAUAAGAUACUUCGUCAAAGUCACAGUCCAGCGGCCGUCGAUAUGGAAAGAAAACAGGAGAAACGAGAUCGGCUUCAAGUUCAUGCCCAUCGAUCGCCCACGCCCCCCUGCCUCAAAUGCAGAAGCGUUUGCACGCCGGCCAUACGCUUUCCAAGCUGGCUCGAUCUCUUCGAACGGCAAGAAACGAGGGAUGUUUUCGCGCCAGCCAACUUCUUUAUCGCCUGUUGCUCCGUCCGUCUUGGUCGACGCGCGACUGCCCAGCCCGUCGAUUUUGGUAUGCAGGAAACCGAUCCCCAUGCGCAUCAUCGUCAAAAAGCAGAAUGAGAGUCCCGAGUACGUGUUUUUAGUCGGGCUGCAUGCCGAUCUUAUCGCCAAGACGGAGGUUAGGGCACAGGAUGUGAUGCGCGAAGAGCUGAGCACUUUCCCCAUUGUCAACCUCCAGGGCCUCUCUAUUCCCAUAGGCAAUCCCAGUGAACCGGUUGGGACCGAGACGACGCUUGAUGAUACGCUGUGGGAUCGUGUUCAGCUUCCGCCGACUGUUACGCCUUCGUUUCAUAUUUGCAAUUUGACGCGGAAAUAUGAGCUUCAAGUACGCGUUGUACUAAGCUACGGAUACCCAGGCGAGAUUCAGCCACAAAAACAAAUAAUCCCCCUCCGCUUCCCCGUCGAAGUCUACUCCGGCCUCACCCCCUCCCCCGCCCUCCUCAACGCCCUCGCCAACCGCACCUCCACCACCACCGCCGCCGCCACCACCACACCCCACGAAGCCCCCGCCAUGCCCCCACGCCCCAGCGGCGCCCCAGCCGCCCCGCCCAUCGACCCGCUCUACCCGCCGCAAAUGGGCACCGCGAACGCGGACCUGAUGGGCGACGCGCCGCCGAGCUAUGAGGAUGCGAUGGCGGAUGAUAUUGGUCCGCUUGAUGGACGGAGGGAGUAUAGCGGGGUGGCGAAUGAGAAUUCGCCUAGUGAGGUGGGGGGGGAGAAGGGGGGGAGAGGGGCGGUGCCGGGGUACUCGGCGCAUGACAGCAAUGGGGGAGGGGGAGGUGCGAGUGGAAGCGGGAGUGGGGGGUUUGUUGCUUGA